CGCAGCAAGGGAGCUAUUGCGCAAGCGCAGAGUCUGAAAGUGGAAAGAGGAAGGGGCGUGAUUCCUUUUGUUACCUUAGUGAUAACAGAUACCUAGGCUUCGAGCGAUGCUUCAGAAAGUGCUUGGGUAAACAUAGUUGUGGGACGGUCUAUUCAAGUCAUGCUUACAUAUAAUCUUGUAUACGUUUUCUUGAAAGUAAAUGCCGCUAUAUUUCAGGGGAUUCGCCCCAGUAAGUACCUCCGAGGGUCGUUGGUAGGACUACUCGGCAUGUCUUAUUCAGAGCGAAGUCCAUUUUCAGUGGGUAAGCGGAUACAGGAUGGAAGCCUAAAUACAUCGCAGCAAAAACGUUAUUUUGGCGCCUUAAAGACGAACAAGUUUAAGUGGCAUCAUCUGCAGACUGGUCUACUUUCAGCUGAUAUAUGUCAUCCCCGGUUGCAAGAUGCUUCCUCUACUACACUCUCACCUGCCAACUAGAAUGCAUCUGAGGAAGUGGACUCUUGUCCACAAAAGCGGGAGGGGGCCACAAUGCUUCGGCUUUGUGGUGCUUUGUCUUGCCCUCUUCCCAAACAAUGCCAGCAUAGUAGCAUUUCUGCUGCCAAAAGUUUGCAAGCAAUCGCAGAAAGGACAGAGACCUACAAGAAGCUCCUUUCGGGCGCGUAUCGCAUGCAUAAAUCCAUAUAUACUUCCAAACGAGAAUAGGUAUUUAUAGAUAUCUAUCUGUGUGUGUGUGUGUGUGUGUGUGUGUACACACAUACGCGUUUGUUUCUUUUUUAGUUGCUCCUGAAAGUGUCCCCUCCUCAUCCAAGGAGGAUCCCUCCUAGACAAGGCGACCCGCCCCCCGUCUAAAACAGCCUCUCCUCCGGAGCCCUUCACGGGACGCCGCGCGGGCACAAGCGCCCCGCCCCUCCCUGCCCGCCAUGUCGCCCCUCCCCCAGCAGCAGCAGCAGCAGCAGCAGCAGCGAGAGUGACCGGGCGGGAACCCGGAAGCGCUUUCCCUUCCCGGUGACACCUCAGCAGCCACCUCAGCCGGAGGAGUGAGGUGGCGUCGGGACAGUUAGCGAGCCCACCAUCCUGCCGGCGCGGCGCUUCCCCCCCGGCGUAUGUUCUGUCGCUGCCUCUUGGCUUCCGCGGCUCGUGUCGGUCCCUCGGCUCCUCGGCUGGGCGCGGCGGCGGCGUCCUUGGCUUCUUCCGCCCCUUCCCCUCGCUUGCUGCUCCUCAUGAAGCCGGUGGUUGUGUUCGUUCUCGGCGGGCCUGGCGCCGGAAAGGGGACCCAGUGCGCCCGCGUUGUGGAGGUAAGGGACGGAAAGGGCACCUCGUCUCUUCUCCCUCUUUCUUCCCUCCGCGAUAGAACUACCAUGCCUAGCAAGCAGCGCGCCCGUAGAAGCGCCCUAGUCCCUGUCAACCGGCGCCCAGAGGAUGAUGGGGGUUGUAGUUGUGACCGACUUGGCUUGUGGCCCUCGAGAUUCUCAAAAGGUUUGGACCCGACUCGAUACCGGUGGGAUCAAAUAUGCUACGAGUCUGGUGUUGAGGCUCGGAGCUAGAAAUAGCAGUUGCACGGUAAGCAGGGCAACGGAUCUUAUACGAUACAGGUGAUAACACGUGAUAAUAAAAGAAUCUUUUCUUUUCAACAGAAAAAAUAAAUAAAUAAGCAAAAGCUGUAGACGUCUCAGGGAUGCUUCAGGGGAAGGUAUUCCACAGUCAGGCACAGAAAAGGACAGAUCCUCGGUAACUAAGCAGGUGCUUAUGGAAGGAGGUGGUGGUUAUAUUGCGGGCUAGAAAAAGCUUGGGUUCAAUGCGCAUCUAAACCUCUGGUAUGAUUGUUUCUGUUAGUAACCUAUGAAGAUCCUAUGUAUGGAGGGUAAAGAGGGGGGAAAGCAAUUUUGUGCACCUUUGCAUUCAUUCUUUAAUUGGGGAAUGGUUCAAGCUAUUCAACUCUCAUGGCUUCCAACUAAUUGAAAGAAUCUUCAUAAUCAAUAAGCUGCUGGUCUUAAGAUUCGUUGGGAGAUGCUGUUGGGUUUAAACCGACUUGAGUUUGUAGUAUAAGUAUGCCCCUAAGUUCUAGAAACUCGCAUCAAGGUGUAAAACCAUGUCCACCUUCAAGGCUACAAUUACACGUUGAGGGGGUAUGAGGCAAGUACACACAGCACUUCUGCCUUAGAAAGCUUGUUGGGAAGAACCAAGGAGUGGUCUACUUAAGCCUCUCUCUCUUGAGGCAGGCAGGGUUUCCUCUGCAGGCUUGGAGACCGCAAACAUAACUUGUUAAAAAUAAGGGUUGGUAUGAGUCUCAAAUUUUGUGGCACUAUAAAACCUUAAAAGUCCAAUUUAUGCUGAAAUCAAAAGUUGGCAACACAAUUAGGUCAUAAAUGGUAUAAAUGCAUGUUGAGUUAUGUGUUCUAAUACCUUAUUCCACUCUGAAUGUAACCUUUUCUGUAAUCUGUGGUGAUCAUGAAAGCAUACAUUGUGGCUCAGUGCUUAAUCCUUCGGUUUAGCUUUCAACUUAAUCAAUUGAAACAAAAAAUACGAUUUUGACUAGUUUCUCAGUACCAUUGCAGUACUACUAAUGGUAAUCUUACACCACAUACAGUCAUGAGCAAAGGAAGGAAUAAGGCAUAGGUCACAUGUCACAAUGAUUCUUAGUAAUGACUUACAGCUUGGGUGUGGCUCCCAACUGUAAAACUACUUGCAUUGCGUCACUAAGAUCCAUUAUUUGUAUUGGCAAAAUGCUGACCAGAAAAGAUUGUCUUACAAGGCAAGGAAUGCAGUACACAUUUUACCCCAGCCUUUUAAGAUCCUCAUAACUGAGGAUUUUUGCUAUCCAGUAUAUGAAGGAGAGAACACAAUUUUGCCCUUGCUGCAAAAGUGCCCUCAAGUGCAGUAAUUUACUUGUCUGAAUAGGUAUGACCAGAAAAAACUCUGAUGUAUAUAGGAUAAAGUAAAGGGUUGCACUUUGGAAUACAAUCUGUUCCCUGCUUUGGAUGACAUCACUAUUUUGAAAUAAGUGAAGCAAAGACAAGACUUUCCAUAUACAACAAUGUCAUAUCUUUCAUUUCAGUCCUGGCUACAUUUCCAGCCCUGUCUUAAAUGUUGCACAGCAGAAUGUCACAGGAUUGUUACCAUACUUAUCUAAUUACAUCAUACAGCCACCACAUUACAAUCAUCUGGGUGGUUGUAAAAAUUGAGGUCUACAGUUGCACUCUCUGCAAAUAUAGUGAAUUCUGGAAGUGGAGUAAAUGGCUCUAUACAGGCAGUAGGGCACAUUUAUUUCAGUGCAGUGCUUUCAAGAAAGUAUACAUAAAAUUGCAUCUUAAGAUUUUUUUAAAAAAGUUUAAUGUAUUGUACAAAGCAGUUAAGUCAGAAUAUGCUAACUGAGUUGUGGGUUAGAUUUACAGAUACAUAAAUGGGUGCCAAAUAGAGAUUUAUUUCUGCCUGUUCUCUUCUAUAGAAAAUGUUUUUAAAACCAUAAUCCUCAACUGUAGACAGAAAUACUGCAUGCUGGUGUGAGGGUUUUCAGGGUAAAACUUCUUAUGAAAAGCUUUGAUUUAGGUUAUAGCUUCUGUAGGUAAUAUUAGGAAUAACAGACUUAUUAUUUAUAUACAACAUUAGUUUAAAAUAUGUAGUAAGGCUAUGGAGCACACCACUAGGAUCCUUUGAGAGAUAUCAGUAUGCAAAAUUUUGCCUUGAUGUUUUACAAAGUAACAUACAUUUCACUGAGAUUUAGGUGAAUGUGUACAGUAUUCCUAACAUCGUCUUCUAGCAUAACUUUCCUUUAGUCCUCUGUUGGUGGAACAGGAAUUCAAUGAAAUUGUUCCUGCUUUGGCAUCUGUUGGGUUGGUGUAACAUCUACAUAUUGUGCUAGCCAAAUUAACGUUCUAAAUUCAGAGCAGUAAACAGUAAUUAUAUAAACAAGCAGAAACUUAUGGUGCAAUUACACACCCACCCACACACACACCCACCCUGCUCUUUAGCCAGGUGGCUUACAGAGCAGUAAAAGCAAGGCAAGGUAGACUCCUGCCCUCAGGCUUGCAAUGUAAAAGAUGCAUCAGAAAAAGAAAACGGAGAGGAAGGAAGGAAGGAGAAAAUAAGCAAGCUUGGAUAACAAUUCUAAGUUACAAGUUCCUAUAAUGAUUAGUUAGGAUGGAAGCAGUACAGGAAGAGGAGAAACCAAAAUCUACUGCUCUCCAUUGCCUUGCAUCCUUUCUCUUUUUCUGCUACAGCUUGAUGGAAUGAUUCUGUUCAGGUGACAGUAGUAUUUGAUAACACUUGUAACAAAAUGAUAACCUUAUUUUCAGUUAAUUGUUCAGAAGUUAUCAAUUGCUAUUAACAGUUAUGAUUGUUGCAUGCUACUUUCAAAUUCAGAGGCACAAUGUUUCUGAAUACUAGUCACUGGAGAGCAAUGUUGGAGAGGUCUACAGGCCAAUUGAUGCGUGUCCAGUUGACACAUGACCUUGCACAUGUGCAUCCCCACAACCUGGAAGUGGCUGGGAAAGGGAGUGGGGCAGGCUUAAUGUGUGCUUCACCAACAGCAGGGGAGUCAGGAAAACAACCCUUGUGCAAAACAGUCGUUGCCUAUAUUGUCCUUCCUACUGUGCUUGUGGGUUGGCCACUGUGGGAAGCAGGAUACUGGUCUAGAUAGGUCCCUUGUCUGAUCUGAUGGGGCUGCCCUUAUAUUCUUAACAUUGCCAGCUUUCCUUGACACCUGGAUUGAAUUGUGAGUCAUUUGUCCAAGUGAGCUUGCUAUAAGGGAAAUUCAGCGUAUUUUAAAAUCCUGUUGAUUACAUGAAGGUGUUGAGGAAAUGGAAAACAUAUUAACUAAUAGGUUUCUGCAAAGUUCCAUAGAGGAAAUAACUCCAACAAAUGUGAGAGUUCUUACAAAGUUACAUAUUAAACUUUGGUGAGGGAGCCUAAAGGAAAAUGUUCUAUGCAUAUGUGGAUUGCAUGUUGUCUUUUAGUAAUAGUGAUGCAUGUGGUGCAUUUAAAAAGAAUACGUACCAAUUUCAUUUAAGAUGUUGCUUAUACUUAAUUAUAAGAUAUUUAAAUGUAUAUUUUUCUUUUAGAAAUACGGUUACACACACCUCUCAGCAGGUGACCUGCUUCGAGAUGAGAGGAAGAGACCGGGCUCUCAAUAUGGAGAGCUCAUUGAAAGUUACAUUAAAGAUGGAAAAAUUGUUCCUGUUGAGAUAACCAUCAGCUUGUUAAAGAGGGUAAGAUUUUAACACUGCGCUGAGUAUACAGUUUUCCAUGGGGAGCUAUAACAAAACAAAACAAAACAGCUUAAAACAAAACUUUCACGUGGUUAGAUAAAAAUUUGCUUUCCCUUUGUUAUUAGCUAACAAAAACAUGCAAGGCCAGUGGGGGGGGGAGCUUUUUCAGCUUGACCGCUGCAUUCCCUUGUGGGUAGUCUUCAAGGGAGGGGCACAUGCACACAUUCCAGCCAGGCAAAAGAACUCUCAAGAGGUGUGUGGAGCAGAACUAAUGCUAAGUGGAAGCCCAAGUGCCAGGCAGAGAGGUCUGGAGGACUACAUUCAGGCUCCAGGCCUGAGAUUUCCCACUGCUGUGCAAGACAGAUAGAUGAAUUACUUUUGUACCUGUUAUGUUUUUCAUAAAAAACAAUGCUUUUCUCUUUAGGUUUGCCAGAACCCUAUGUGGAACAGAAACCAGCAGAUAUUUGGUCUUUAUGAAUACACUGAUCCAUUGGGACUUCUGUCUAUAUUAUUGCACUUUAUAUGUUGUUAAAUGCAAGAUAAACAUUUGAUAUUGUGAUAAGAAUAUAUAGAAUAGUAUCGUUUAUGUGAAUGCACAGCCGGUUACGUCUUGUGUGCUUUAGAGCCCAGAGAUAGGCAAAUCACUCAUCUACGAAGGAUGUUUUUUAUUAAUAAAUGCUGUACUCCAUUGCUGCAAGUAAUUGGACUACAUGGGCUAUAUAUUUAGGAUUCAUUUGGCUAGAGCAUGAUGCGGAUAAUGUCAAGGUUGCAGGUUCGAUUCCUGUAAGGACAGCUGCAUUUACCUGUAUUGCAAGGGGUUGGACUAGAUGAUCCUCAGAGUCCCAAUUCUGUGAUUGGAUCCAGAGUUGCCAUUCUGUGAAGGGAAGUGGCUGAGAUCCUGCAAGGACUCCCUUUGGAGAAAAGGAAGGGAGAAGCAAUUCUCUUUCAUCCCUUUUGUAGCUCUCACUGCCAUCUCCUAUUCUGAUCUAUGAAAUCCUCCGCCUUUCAGAACAUCUUCUCCUCAAGUUGCAGAGUGAACAAGGAAUGAGUGGAAACUGUCUCUCCCCUGUUUCCUUCUGUGUGAAUGUCCCAUCUAUUUUAUUUUUGUGGUAGACAUUUGUUCAUUAAAAUGCUUUUCCAGUUGUGCCAUAAGUAUAUUGGUAUUAAGAUAGUAUGGAAUUAACUUUAAGGUUGCAAGAAAUGUAUUUGGUACACCUAUAACAGUUCACAUGAAAAGCACACGUGUAUUUGUAGUACAGGGGGAUUAUUACUUAGAUGUCACAAUACUAUGCUUGUAGAAAAUCAUGUUUAAUAUGAGCUCUCUGUUACCCAUCAGGCUAUGGAUGAAACUAUGGAAGCCAAUGCACAGAAGAAUAAAUUCUUAAUUGAUGGAUUUCCCAGAAAUGAAGACAAUCUUCAGGGCUGGAACAAAACCAUGGAUGGAAAAGCAGAUGUAUUGUUUGUUCUCUUUUUUGAUUGUGACAAUGAGGUAAUCACAAUAUCAAGACACUUGCAACUUUCCUCUGUGCUGUAUGAAGAGAGACAAUGAAAAAUGUUCCAUUGUUCCAUUUCUCUUUUCCCUUCUAUACAUUUUGAUACUAAUUACAGUAUGUGUUAAUUGGUUCCUUCCCACAAUAAGCCUAGAUAAUUUUGUGGCAAAAUUGUCUCGCAAUUACAAUUAACUGACAUGGUGGAAAAAUGUUCUAUUGAACUGUCCCAUAGCAGAAAGAAGUAUUGGUUACCAGAGCACAAUUAGAAUUGUAGAAAGUGGGAGAUAUCUUUUUUUCUUUUGCUUCCAGCAGUGAAGAAGUUUUUGCGAGCACUGAUAUUCUAUAGUAUUCAGGCAAAAUUAAUUCUUAUAUCAACCACCUCUUUCCCCCAGUUCUGUCAUCUUGAAAAAUCACUUUGUCCUUUGCAUUAGAUAGGGUAUUCUCUUUAGGAAAUAAAAGACUGCAUACAUUCUUGGAUGCUGUACAUAAACGAUAGUUCAGUAUAUGUGUUGUAUUUUGCCUGGUACAGUGAAUUUCAGUGGAUAAUUAGACUUCAAGGGCUUUUACCACAGUAUGCUAGGUCCGUUUUGGAGAUGCCUUUCUGUUCUACUGAUUGUGAAAUGUCAGAUUUCACGUUGCUGGAAUAAGGUCUAAGUUCUUAUUUCACUUAAAAGUUUCCAAAAGUGGUGUUAUCGAUAUACAGCAUAAGUAAUUGAAGGUAAGCUGAAUAUAUUAAUGCAAAAUGUUUAAUUUUGUCUUGUAGUACAAGCUUUAGUCUUGUACCUUAAAAAAGCCAAGUAUUUUGUUUACUUUUUGUAGCUUCAUGUUUUGAUAGUGGCUUCAUGUUUCAAUAACACUUUUAUUUUUAAGGUAUGUAUUAACCGUUGCCUUGAAAGAGGAAAGAGCAGUGGCAGAAGUGAUGACAACAGAGAAAGUCUGGAAAAAAGGUACUGUGUCCAUGCAUAAUUUCUGUGUUAGACUUCCUGAUGCUUUUCAAUUUCACGACUUUGCUGUAUCUUUCUUUCCCUUAGAAUCCAUACAUAUCUAGAGUCUACCAAGCCCAUAAUAGACCUCUAUGAGAAAAUGGGCAAAGUUAGGAAAGUAGAUGCCUCUAAAUCUGUUGAUGAGGUAAGUUGUGAAGAGAGAAGGUUUGGUUUUGAAUUUCUUUACAUGACCUAUUAACCACACACAAGCACCAGGAUUUUCUUAGGGCUUAAAUAUCCCAACUCUUCAUUGCAUUUUAAAUUAUCUUCUUUGUCUUACAUGGGGAAGAUACCAGGUAAAUCUGUGGUCAGCGUUAAAACAGAAAUGUCUUAACGGUCAAGCAAUUUACACCUAUUUUCAGUUCAUCAAUUCAAAACAGCUACCCAGAUCCCAGUCACAAGCAUGGCUGCACAUAAGAUUGAAAGUGUGUGCAGGGGGUUUCUUCAGGGCACCAUGCGUACAGGAAUAGGGCAUGGAUCCAAGUGCAGUGUACUUCAUCCUACAAUUGGCAUGCCCUUAUUGUCUAAGACAGGAUGGCACAAUGGUUGAUGUGGUUGGCACAGUGAGACAGAGCUGCAGCAAUAGCAUUAGCAUUGCUUCUACUUACCAAGAGGGGGAGCCCUGAGGUGGCACUGAGAUUGGAAUUUUGAGAGCACAUUGAUAUGAGCACUAGAUUGAGACUUCCGGGUUGGCGCCAUUGCCGAAUGGCGGACUCCCUCCGAGCUCCGGAGGGAGUCUGCUCGGCAGGGGCUGGGUCCUACCGCGCCGGCGACGCGGGGACCCUUAAAAACCACGGGCACGGAGUCCGUGGACAUGGGUGACUCGGCUUGCACCAUUAGCGCCCUCCCGACUCGUGAAGGAGCCUUUUUAAAGGCUUCGGAUCGGGUGCCGGGGAGCGGCGUGGUGCUUUGAGUCCUCUGCUUUCCCUGCCGAGCGCAGCCGCAUGCCAUUCGACGGAGAGCGCUGACUUCUUCCAUUGAAAAUUUGGACUAUUAACAACAACCCGUGAGUAAUUGGGAAACCGGGUUUAAAAUUUUGGAUUUGGCACGAGCGGGGGCGAUUUAAAAAGGAAGUCAAUCCCCCCCCCCUACUGUAAGCAUUCCAAAACAAGGACUGGGUAACCAAGGUCCAAAGGGAAGUAUAUUCUUGAUAAAAACCAUUAAUUUCACGAUGGGAAAUUAUAAGAACUGUGCUGGAGGAGAAGAGUGGAGGGUGAGAAGAAAAAUGCAACCCCCCCCCCCUGGGAACCGGGGCGAUUCGUGGAGCCUGGUGAAGAGAGACGGAGACUUUGACAGCUGUCAAAGUGGCUGUCAAAGUUGGAGAAUAUAAAGAGGACUUUGUUAUGAGGACUUUGCCGGUUAAUUUUGCUACAAUUUGCUACAAUAUGGAUAUAAACUGUUGGAAAAUAAGCAACAAUUUGACUUUUGGAUUAGAGGAUACAAAGUUAUUACAAACCCCUAGAGGGGUUUCGGGAUAUUACAAGAACGGUCGUAAGUGGAAAAAUACUCUGGGAUCCGCACAGGACUUGUUAUCUUUUGGGAAAGCUGCAAAACUGAAAUAGUAUUUUGUCUACAGAGGUAUUUACAUUAAAGGAGACAAUAGAAUUUUCUAUUGAAGAAAGGAAGGAACUGGACGUAAGUUUUUGUUCCUGAAUAACAAACCUCUGCAGAGAUACCAGAUUUCUGAAUUAGAAAGUUUUAGCAGCCGAACAGGACAAGAAACCUGAGAAAGUGAGGAAAAGAAGAACAAAGGACUGAUUACGACACGGAAAGAACAAUGGGAGGAGUGGUAAAGAUCAAGGAAAUUAAAGGCCUUUGUUAGAUUGGACACUUGAAGUUACAUAUUAUUAAUAAAUUAAAAGAAAACCGGCAAGAUGGAAUCGGGGAGAAAUUUGGUCAUGAAUUGAGACUUCCAAGCUGAUAAUGCAUAGACUGAUGGAUAUGGGGAAUUCAAACCGCGCAAGCGGGGGAGAUUUGAAAUCCAAAGGCUGUGUAACCAUCUUUUGAAUUUUUCUAUAUCUUUUAUCUUUUAUAUUUUUACAUAACUUACGCAUGUCAUUUUAUUUUGAUUGGACGUGUUUAAAAAAAGGGAACUCGUGGAAGGAACUGGGGUGGAUCUUGGGGAAAAUCUUUUUUCUUUUCUUGUUAAUGAUGUGGGACGGUGGUAAGAUUUGUACAAUUCAAUUUGGAUAGUGGGUUAAAUAAAUUAAGCUUCAAAUUGGGAGUGAGAGCUUGUAGAACUAAAUUAAGGAAAGGGAAUACAGUCGGGGGGAGGGGGAGUCCCAGAACGCAGGCAAGGAAAGUAAGGUUUUUAAAUAUCUCUUUUUCUUUUUCUUUUUUUUCUUUGUAUUUUUAUAUUUUUGGAAACUUUAAUAAAUAUGAUUUAAAAAAAAAAAGAUAUGAGCACUAGAUUCUCUGCCAGUAUGUCCAUGCAGUCCUGACCUCCCUUGCCACUUUGCCCUUCCUCUUCUUGGUAAGUGUUAGUGACUUGGCUGCAGAAUCCUGAGCUUGCACUCCAGGGAUCACACUAUAAAUUUGAUUGCCAGGAUUGGAAGCUCCUUGAGACCCUCCAUUAUAGUUUCUGAUUUUUGUACUGCAGAUGACAUUCAAAUGUUCAAAUCAGUGCAACCAAAAAUUAUUAUCAAGGGGACAAUCUAUAUAGUGAAGACAGGCAGUUGAAAUACAACUAUGGCCUUCUGUCAGGAGAACAGACACCAUUAGUUUCCUUCUAUCCCCUGAAAUCCUCUAUGCACCCCCAAAAUCUGCAAAAGAUUUGGGACCCUUGAGCAGAUAAGUAGGAGAGGGGCAGAAGUCUCAUUGUGUGAGUGGAAGUUUUCUUGUGCAUCACAGUAUCAUCCACAGGCCUCACAUUAACUUCAAUGACAGAUAUAUCAGUUAGAAAAUACUGAUUUCACUGUCAAUCCCGUCCCUUCUGUGUUUCAUUGACUACCUGACUUCCAAGCUGCCUCCAUCACUGCUCUAAAACGUUUACAUCUGUUUUCACCUCUAAUUGCCUUAGGCUGGGUGCUACAUGUGCAUGGUGGUAGAUUGUAACUUGAAUAGGCCUGUUGAACAUAGUGAUUAUAAGAAACUCACAGUACCAUCCCUUUUAAGGCUCUGAACGCUUUGUGUUAGUGUUUGUCCUGCCUUUUUAUACUAUGAAUGUGUUUUUAGCUUUUACUCUCUUUUAGCUUUAUGUUUUAAUGUGCAGUGUGUGCUUUCUUGAUACAUCACUUGAGUUUAUUUUUUCAUUUUUAAAAAGCAGCUAAUAAGUGCAAUAAAUAAUUGUUUGCAGUAUUCAUGAAACGUGCUUGUUGGUAUAAUGUAGAAAAAUUAUGUAAUGUCUUUUCUUUUGCAGGUUUUUGGCAAAGUUGUGAAGAUCUUUGAUAAAGAAGGCUAGUUCUCUACUUGAACACUGUUUUCAAACUUGCUUGAAUCUUGCUUUAAGAGCUGCUACUAUAGUUCAUUUUAUAAUGGUGAUAAAAUAUGCCUUUUUAAACACUUUUGUGUUGAAAACAGUUUAAAAAUGGUUAAUUUGAAAGCCUGGUUUAAAAUAUGAGUUAGAAUUAGAUAUGGCUUGUCAUUAAGAUAGAUACAGUCAAAAAGAUUUGCAACUGGUAAAGAACCCUAAUUGCAGAACAAAAAUAGUAAUUAAAUGCUAAUCCUAGCUAUUUUCAGAAAGCAUCUGGUGAUCCCCUUAAUUUGUCUUUUCUUACUGUCCAAAGCCAUGUUGUUUUUUAGAAUCCCGUAUACUGAAAUUGUAAAUAUAAGUAAGAGGGCCUGUUGAAUUUCUUUUCGGUUUCUUUUUCUUUUAGUUUUGGACCAAAUAUGGGGAAAUCAUAUGUGUUUUUUAAAAAUAUAUAUGAUAUUUGCUGUUUUGAAUGACAGGCAAUUGCUGUAAGCAAAAGUUUUAAACAGAGUAUCCCCUUUGUAUUGAAUAGUUCUUGUUUAGUUGGUUGCUAAUAAUGCAAUGACCCUCAUGAGGCACCCCAAUAUUAACCACACUACUUGGAAGUUGUCCCGUUCCUUUCACAUUUUGGUGCUCCCUGUAUCCCACACAUGCUUGAAGGCGAAGCCUCUGAGAAAAGGAACCGCACAGUAUGCAGAGUGUGUGCAAGUGUGGCAAGAGGGACAGCUCCUUUUCCAGAGAUAAUGAGGAGCAACAGUAUCUGGAAAUCACGUACGUUAUAGUUUAUAAUCGGUGGGUUGGAUUCAAUCUACGUUGCACUUAGGUCCCACUGAAAUCAAUUUGAAAAGUUUAGUCAUGAGUAAUUUUAAUCCCAUUGAUUUUAAUGGGAGAAUGCAAUCAGCAGAGCAAUCCUUAACAGCUCCUGCAGGAUCCAUCCUGAUAAUCCCAUUUUGCGAGUUUUGCACUGUCUAUCCCCCUGAGCACAGCAGAAGCCUCCAUCACAGCAAAACCAGGCAAAUACAUACCAUCUCAGAGGGUUAGGACUGCAGCCUAACUUAAGUUGGGUCAAGCCUAGUGCAUUUAGGGCUGAGGAUUCAGAUUAUGUAGGUGCUGCACACAUUUAGGUGUCUGUGUAUUUGCAAGUAAUAUGGGCAUUUUGUAUUUGCAGUACCCACAAGGGUUAAGAAAUCAGAUAUUUGAAAGCAGCUAUUACGGUAACAUUCACUUGCCACACAACUCUAGCUGCAUGAUAAAAUAAAUCUAGAAGCUUUGUAACAAAAUUAUUUAUUCAGUGAUUUGAAGUGUAUGUUUUGAGAUAGGUUGGAGGGGAAAUUCUUAUGAUUAUAUUUUCCGCUAAAAUUGUAUAACUUGGACAUUUCGACUCAAUUAUACGUUUGAUAUGGUUUGACCAAUAUAAAAGCAUACUAGAUCGUUAUUGUUUAAAUUUAAUGUGUUGCUGGUGGCAGAAAUGAGUUUUUAAUAACUUGAUUAAUUUGGAUAACAAAAACAUGCUGAAAUGCUUGCACAACUGUUCUAAUUGCACAUUUCUUUAAUUUAAAAAUGGCAUAAAAAUAUGGGGCUGGUUACUUAAAUCUGUGGGGUUAUUAUUCUUUUUUCUUUUCUUAAAAUGUCCAUUGAAUAGGAUCUGGGAAAUGUGAUGAUGCAUACUUAUUAGUGCACUCAUUAAGGUUUCUUGUGAUGGUUGCUUCAUAAGCUACCAUUUUAACUAUGUUUACAACUAUUAUUUUUCCUAUUUUUGUCUCUCUCUCACAGAAUAGCUUUUAGUGAUAUAUUUUGUCUUUUAAUUAAAAUAUAAUUAAGGAACUGCAAUUGACUUUGGCCAGCUGAACAUUUGUGCUUUGACUUCACCGGUGUUCUCAAGAAGUAGAAAGCCUAACUGAAAAUGUGCGGUAUUAGGAUGAGAUUUUUGCAUUAAAAUACACCAUGUUAUUGAGAUUAGUUGCAAAAACUUUGAAAGGUGCAGCUAUUUUGUGGGGGGAAUCAUGGCCAACUUUUCUCAGAGCGUGUACAAACCAACACAUAGUCUUAUUCUAGAGAAUUGGCUUUUCAGUUACUUCCCCACAGGGAAACCUUGAUUGUCUGCAAAGAGAGCCCUGUAUAUCUGCCAUAGAAUCUGCUUGUUGCACAGGAUUCUGGGGAGUAUUUUGGUGUGCACUCACAAAGGACUUUAGGAAGGUCUGUUGCAGCCCAGCUGUUACUCCUUGCAGACUGAGUACUCCAUGCAGGACACACAUUCCAGGAAACCCUCUCCUGAUCCAUUGUUACCAGUUUUGUUUAGUUUUUCUGAGGAUCCCUUAAUAAGCAUCUAUGGAACUCUUGGUUCCUUAUGACCAUAGUUUGAACCACUGUUAUAAAUUAACAUACUGCUCCUACUUGUAGUAACAAUCACUAAAGCUGAUUAAAAUCAUCAUCAAUUCCCCCCUUCCCCCACAAAAAUCAUUCUAUAUACAUCUUUGAAAAUUGGAAAAUCUACUCUUCUCCCUUUCUGCUGUGAAGGACAAUCUCUGCGAUUUGCUUAUGCCUUAGUAGACACGCUUAAGGCCUAAAAUAGUGAAUUUGGGAGCUGGGAUCCUUCUUGUUGGUAGGUAGCUAGCUAGCUGGUGAGCAUUUCCUGGAAGUGGGGAUGAACCUGGUGUUUAUAAGCAUGCUGUGUUCUUGGACUUGUCUCUCCCAAAAAGGAAAGGUAAUCUAUUUGUAGUGAUUGUCUGCUACAGCAGGAAGACAAAAAGGGAUUCAGUGGAACUAAAUUCAGGCCUGAGUCAAAGGAAGCUUGAAGAUGGAUGGGUACACAAAGGACUUCUUCAACUGCUCAGAUAGGAAACCUGUAUAACCAUAGGUUGUGUGCAGAAUACUUCACAUGCUUUGAUUGUGGCAUUUACGGCACUUCAAUGUGCUGGGGGUAAUGGAUCUAUGUAUGUUGAUCCUGUCUGUAUGCUAUCAAAUAAGCCAACAUAGUAUCAAAUGACCUGAAGUGUUACCAAAAAAACCUUUUAGAAAGUCCUUCCGUAAAGUUAGUCAUUAGAUAAGAAUCCUCAUUGUAGUGAUAUUGCGGUGUUUGAAUUUUACGAAUAUUAAUCGAAGUGAGUAUGUUUUCUUGCUAUGUAUUCUGCUAUCUGUUUGAAAACUGAAACAACUGUAUUUUUUAUUUUUUAAAAAUAUGCUACCAAUAUUGAAUUUGGGGUUUAAUCGUGUCGUUUAAACAAUUGGGAUUGAUUCCUUUUGUCACUCUUACAGAUGCCAUGAAUGCAGUGUUUUUCUCUCCAACCCCCCUCCCAGCGCCAUUUUCUGCAACCAGAAAAAAACUGUAUAAUUCCAUGGAGCAGCAAAUUGUAAAAAAAACUUCUAAAAUGUACACAAAUAAAAUUUUGUUCUCAAAUAACCU
This is a messenger RNA of Podarcis lilfordi (Lilford's wall lizard), 14486 nucleotides long. NCBI's taxonomy places the organism in Eukaryota, Metazoa, Chordata, Lepidosauria, Squamata, Lacertidae. The record is from the annotation of a GenBank genome assembly.